AUGGCAAGGCGACUUCAGACACAACGGUCCCAGACUGAAGCCAGGGCGUCGCGACGGAAAGACAAGACGCCGUCGGUUGGUACGCUCGGCCUAGCGUACUUAUCAACCUUCUCGCUCCAGGAUACCGCCGGUCUCCAAGCUGGGAGUUGGAAAGUGCCCACCCUAGACAGAGAUCUGGACGUGGUUCCCUUGUCCUCAAAGCCCGCCACCACGAGCUUUAUGAUUAUAGACCAGGUCCUUUUUAGUGUCGAUGGGCUGAAUGGGAGUGAGCAAGGUCUCAAUCUUUCUGAAAGCAAGGGAAUGCAGGGGGGCAGGGGUACCGGACACAACACACAUUCACGGUUUGUCCUGGGAUUUAAAAAACCAACCCCAUGCAUCGGAGGCGUUCAUUAG
Messenger RNA from Pyricularia grisea, 393 nucleotides. RefSeq lists its product as uncharacterized. Lineage: Eukaryota; Fungi; Ascomycota; Sordariomycetes; Magnaporthales; Pyriculariaceae. Bases 1 to 393 code for a protein of 130 amino acids. The transcript has 5 exons. The record is from RefSeq and is a predicted model, not a curated record.